Molecule: messenger RNA, 3206 nt
Organism: Sceloporus undulatus (fence lizard)
Lineage: Eukaryota; Metazoa; Chordata; Lepidosauria; Squamata; Phrynosomatidae
Gene: C4H1orf87
Product: chromosome 4 C1orf87 homolog
Exons: 12
Coding region: 246-1733 (495 amino acids)
Source: RefSeq, a predicted model, not a curated record
AGAAAAAAUGUCUGCCAACUAAACUGUUUCCAAGCUAACACAUCCCUCCUGCUGCACUGAUUGUGGAGUGACAUGUUCUGCCCAGCCUGGCAACAGGACUGCGUCCUUAGUGACAGAUUCCUGGCUGCAGUGAAUUUGAAAAGCAACUGGCUACUUUGGGUGGUGGCAAUUGCAGCAGCAACUGGAAACCUUUGGUUUUUUCAUUUGAAGAAAGGGAAGUGGCAUUUUGUCAAAAAACCUCAGGAAUGGCUUCAGUCAGGAACAUCCCUUAUGGGUUUAAUGCAAAUUAUGAGACUGUCACAAAGAUCAUUGGGAGCAAAUAUGUCCGAUGCUUUGUAGAAAAAAAAGAUGGCAAAGCAAAGGAGGGUGUGAAAGCUGAGACACAAACCAUGCUCCAAACAUUAGCCCCAUGUAAUACAAGGCAGACACGUGGAAACGCUCCAAGCCUCAAUAAACCUCCUUGUCAACAAAUCAAUUAUGUUCUCAAUGAUGAACAACAGAACAAAGGUGAAAAGGAAGAACAUAAGUCUAAACAAGCAGAAACGAGUGAUAGCAGAUCUGUGGGCAGCAAAGGUCUGAAACCAGUAAAUAUGCAUUGUGUCACUGCUCCUUCUGGAGACAAGUCUUUGUCUUACAUUCAUACUCUCAAAAAGCCAUCUGUUGGACCACAAACUUCAGGACAACAUGAAAGACAAGAGAAUAUCAUGGAAGACUCAAGAGAAAUACAUGAGGAAAAUGAUUCCCUUCUGGCUGUCCUCAAAAAAGAACUUGAGCUUUAUUCUUUGAGCUUGGCUGUAUUAGACAAGCUGAAGGAAGAAUGCAGUAUUUUGGACCCCAAAGUUUCAGAAUUUCUAUCUCAGGCACAGCUGAGCCACUUGCUCCUGAAGCAUGAAGUCCCACUAAAGUUACCAACAGUCAAACUACUUUUCAAUAAAUUUUUAAAUGCAAAUGAUCCAGAAUUGGUAAAUUAUAAAAAGUUGUUCUGGUUUUUAAGACUAGUGGCAGAAAGUCCAAUGCAGCAAACACGUUCCCUUCCGGAGAAGACACAGCAUGUAAAGAAACAGAGGAAAAGGUCCUGGACUCAGGAAGAUGCAUUCCAAACCCUGAAGCAAAUCUUGGAAGAUCAUAAAGGAGAAAUGAAUUUAGGAAAACUAAGCCUGAGUUUUCAACAACAAGACAAAACUAGCUCAGGCCUUCUUUCAUUCUCUGAGAUAGAGAUGAUUUGCCAAAAGCAUGGACUACCUCUAUAUCCUGGGAUGGUGGAAACAUUGGCGACCACCUAUGAUUUGAGCAAAAGUGGCAGAAUACUGUGGAACUCAUUUGUGGAAUUUCUGAGGAAAGUCCAGGCUGGGAUAACCUCUACAUCACUUCUUUUUACAAGAGGAAACAAGGAGAAAGGUGAAGAUGAUUUUCAGAGGGGCAAUGAACAGCACAAAGAUCUUGCUGCUAAGACCUGGGAGCAAAUGAAUCCUAAGUCAUCUGAUUCUGGUGAUUUUGAAGAACAAGAAGCCUGGAUAAACCGCUUCAGAAAACUGGAAAAAACCCUUUAUUUGUCUGAUGUCAAAAAGACAGGCAAGUUGGAAAAAGACAAAGCCAAGCGCAUGAUCCAUAACUACAAUCAAAUUUUUGACCUGUGUCUUAGCCCACUGAAAAUUGAUAAAGCAUUUCGACUGUUCCGUCCUGGACAAGACAUACCACUGGAACCUCUGCUACAUUACUUGAAGGAACUCUAAAAAUCUGUAAGACUAAUACGGUGUUCAUGAGUGCACUUGUCUUCACUUCAUGUUCUUCACCCACUGGCAUUCUUACUAAUUCAAUAUACACACAUUUCUACUUGCCAUUAAGUCUUUAUUUUCAAACGAGAGGAAACAAAACAUAUACAUGUAACACAGUCGCUGAGAUUCUGUUAGGGAAGUACAUGUACAUAAGUGUCCCUUCUACAUGCAGAUGCCCUUUCUCAGAUGCUGCAGGGGUUAGUAUACCCUUCCUCCUGCUGUAGUGUCCAAACCUCCCCCAACUGUCUGUACAAGCAUUCUGUACUUUAUGGUGAGCAGGCAGGAGCAGAGAAGUAUCUGGCUACUUCUCCAUAGCCAGGUGUGAAAUAAUGACACCAACAUUGGGAUUUACUGGGAUCCUCUGGGGAUCUCAAUCUGCUGCUCUGAUCAUUGUGUGUCUGGCUAUGAUGAGGUAACCAGAAGGCUUCUCUGCUUCCUCCUACAUGAAGUAGGGAAUGGUUGUGUGGUUGGCUUCGGGGUCUUUUCAGUAAAUCAAACCAAAGGUAUGUGGCUAGAGUAGCAUAGAUCUGCAUGUGGAUAUUUACACUGCGCUGAGGGAGAUGUUAGCUUGAGGCUCAUGGCUGACAUCCUGUUAGUGACAUAACAGGCAUAAGCACACUUUCUGCUUGUGUAUGUCUUGUGUGCAGUCACUGUGGCAGUUAGUAUUUUCUUCUAACCUCUUCAGUGACAAAAGCCCUCUCACUCAUUGCUGAGCCAUUGGAAUCCCUGACUGCCCAUUCCCUCUCUUUCCCAGUGUUGUAUUGAACCUCUCUUAUGGUGUCCAUGAGUGCAACAGCAACAUAUAAACACUUUUAAAGCAAAGGGUCUAAAUCACCAGAAAAAAUGGUUGUUGUGCCUUCUGACGACCUAUGGAGAACGUAAGGUAAAGCAGAUUAAAUGACUAUUCACAUCUUAACUUACUCCCAACUGUUCUCAAUCCAUGUGCUGUUACAUGUAUUGAGGCAAAGGAGAGAACUGGUUGGGCACAGCCCAAACAGGGUGAUAGGAAAGGGGAGAGACCUUCCAUCCUAAGGAACAGGCCUCCACUGAGAUAACUAUUAUCUCAGUUUACAUGUAUGUUAGCAUUUGUUGAGAGGACACAGCCUUCUUGGUAGCUACUUCCAGGUGGUAGAACUCCCUCCCAUGGGAGUUUUGUUUGGUCCCUCGCCUUUUCUUCCACUAGCAAGCAAAGACCUUUAUAGUCAGGCAGGCCUUUGCCACAUAAUUCAUGUGACAGAUAAGUCUUUUAAUAGAGUUGUGUUAUGUUUUAAUAGGAUUUCAUAUUGUUUUAACUUUGUGUUUUUAACCAAUCUGUUAAACUGGUUUUUUAACUUAUGUACAGAUUUUUUUUGUUUAGCUGUACUUUGUUUUUAAUUGUUUGCAAGUCACCUUGGAUCUCGUACAAGGAGACAGGUUGGAUAUACAUAAAUA